This is a messenger RNA of Penaeus vannamei (Pacific white shrimp), 1286 nucleotides long. The record is from RefSeq and is a predicted model, not a curated record. NCBI's taxonomy places the organism in Eukaryota, Metazoa, Arthropoda, Malacostraca, Decapoda, Penaeidae.
AUGCUGGGCAGAAGUUUGAAUGUCUUAAGGAAUUAUGAAUAUGUAGAUGUGCAUGUAAAUCCAGCUUAUGUAAACAAGCACAUGUUGCUGGUUGGGGCGCCGCGCUUCGAGACGGACCAGCUGCAGCGAGGGGUGUCGAGGGCGGGGGCGGUGCUGCAGUGCGACCCCGACGUGCCCAACCGAUGCGACUACGUGCCCUUCGACAGGAACGGUAACAACGUCCACUACCUCGGACAGCAGCUGGACAGCAAGAGUGACCAGUGGUUCGGCGCCACCGUCAGGAGCUCUGGAGAUGACGGGAUCGUGGUGGCUAUUGGGGCUACCAUCGUCAAGGGUCAUGUCAAGCUGGCUUCGACGCUGUCAUUACUAAGGAUGGAGAACGGAUGUUCAUCGGAGCUCCCGGGGCGUUCUACUGGCAGGGUCAGAUCCACUCCCAGAGCCUCAGCACCAGGAACGACUACCAGAUGACCUGGGAGGGACCUGCGAGCGACGACGACCAGUACCUGGGAUACUCCGUGGCCGUCGGGGACUUCACGGGGGACGGGCAGGAGGACGUGGCUCUCGGAGUGCCAAAGGGCCUCAACUACACAGGAAAGGCACAGGAGCCCAAGAAGGCGCAGCAGGGCCAGCAGAGAGUUCCCCUCUGGAAGUACCUUGGGCAGCGUCCGCCCGCCACGGCCGAAGGGCCUCAGACGUGGCAGGAGUGGUUCGAACAGACGGGCUUCCUGUUCCGGCCCAGCGGCCAGGAAGGAUACUCCCGAACCUACGUGUGGAACAUGACCAGGGCGUCCCUCAGCCGCCCCUCGUACGGCUCCUACAGCGUUGGCCUGGGCGAGUUUGACGGUGUCCCAGGGGAGGACGUGGUAGUGGGCGUGCCCCGCGGGCCCAAUCCGGCGGGCGUCCUCACGGGUCAGAUCGCGCUCUACACCCACAACCUGGUCCCGCUGCACAACAUCAGCGGCUACCAGCUGGGGGCGUACUUCGGCUACUGUCUGGGCGUCGUGGACUUCAACAACGACGGGCUGGAUGACAUCAUCGUGGGCUCGCCGAUGUACACGGACUACAACGACCGGGAGAUGAAGUACGAGGUCGGCAGAGUCCAUGUCCUGCUGCAGAACAAUCAACAUCGGUUCCGUCGGAUCGUGACCUACACGGGGGAGGUGAGCAAGGGGAGGUUCGGCCUCUCCGUCACCGCCCUCGGGGACAUCAACAAAGAUGGCUUCCAAGUCGAAAAGGAAAAAGAACUCGACUCGCGCUGGGAAGAAAAAAGCUNGUGGUCGGAGUAG